AUGGAUCUCGUGCUGAACGUUGCCGACCACUAUGUCCUCACCCCCUACGUGUUCCCGUCGUCAUGGCCCGAGGACACAGCAUUGCGCCAGAUCAUUAGCCUGUUGGUAGUCACCAACCUGGGGAUCGCGGUCCUCUACCUGGGCCUUGGCUGGCUGAGCUACCAAUUCAUCUUUGACCACAACCUCAUGAAACAUCCACAGUUUCUAAAGGUAUGUCCUUCUUUAUUAAUACUUGUAGCCUGGUCCCAGAUCUUGUUUAAUGUCGCAAUACCUGUAGGACUUUGCAAGAGAGCACAAACUGAUCUGAGACCAGGCUACAAUAGUUGUAUGAAGUUGGCCUGCGACAAUUUAUGAAGAGCGCCAAGGAAGGUUUAUUGCCAUACUGUAAGGUUACUACUUGAGAGUUGGCAUUUGCUUUUUGUUUACUAUUCUUUCUUCCCAACUGUUUUCUUGAUGAAAAUUGAUCUUAGAUCAUUGUUGGUCCUCAGAACCAAGUGUGGCGGGAGAUCAAACACGCCAUGACCUCGCUACCCAUAAUCAGUAUCCCCACUGUGGCAAUAUUUUUCCUUGAGGUCAAAGGAUACAGCAAGCUCUAUGACAAUGUUGAAGAAUCUCCCAUGGGUAAGACAAUGCUGCGUUCACUGAUGCUCAUACGCUCUGUAAUGUUUGUCAAACGGUAUUGUCAUUUUGAUACUAAUGGUGGUUUGUUUUGUCAGGAUGGCCCUUUGUGCUUUUCAGCAUGAUUUCCUUUGUGUUAUUCACGGACGGGUGCAUCUAUUGGAUUCAUCGGUUUCUUCACCACAGGUGUAUUUACAAGGUGGGCAUUACAAAGUCUUGUUACCAAUGGGAAAGUGUGGUACUGGGUAGGUCCUUUCACUGUCAAUUGGUCAUGGAUUGUUGCUGUAGAUAGGAUGUUGGAGAUGCACAGUAUUACAAAUCAGUCCACAAUGACAGACAAAUACUGUAUAUUAAGUCAACUAAUUAUCUUACUGAGAUUAAGGCAGUUGACAUUGUCUUAAAGCUGAUUAACAAUUUAACCAUUUUCCCUUCCACUUCUUGGCAUACAUGUUGUUACUAAGUUAUUGUGUAUGUAAUGUACAGAGGUAGAACAAAGCCAGUGCUAUAUCUUCAGUACAGUGUGUGUUAUCGUCUGCUGGUACUAUCCUCAAUGGCGGGCACACUUGAAUGUGAUCAAACAGAUCCAUAUACAGGUUUUAUGUUUUGUAUGUUAUCUAUUCCUCAGCAAAUAUUUGUUAAAUACAGUUCCUUUUUUGAAUCCCUUCACUUGAACGGACCAUCUCUUUGACAUGUUCCCUCCCCUCAGUACUUCCACAAGAAGCAUCAUGUGCUGAAGAUCCCCACGCCGUUCGCCAGCCACGCCUUCCACCCACUGGAUGGCUUCCUGUCGAGCCUGCCCUACCACGUCUACCCCUUCCUCUUCCCCCUGCACAAGGUGCUCUACCUGGCCCUCUACAUCUUCGUCAACAUCUGGACCGUGUCCAUCCACGACGGCAACUACCGCAUGCCCGGCCCACUGCAGGAGGUGCUCAACGGGGCGGCCCACCACACGGACCACCACCUCUUCUUCAACGUCAACUACGGCCAGUACUUCACCUUGUGGGACCACAUUGGUGGGUCUUACCGCAACCCCUCGGUUCUCGAAGGGAAGGGCCCCCUCGACUGCAUUCGUAGACUGACAGCCGAGGGGAAGAUUAGCUCUAAUGGGGCUAAUGCCAAUGGGCACACGAAUGGGCAUGAUAACAGAAGCGGUACAAAGAGCAAGGAGGAGUAG
Coregonus sp. 'balchen' is the source of this 1792-nucleotide messenger RNA. The record is from the annotation of a GenBank genome assembly. NCBI's taxonomy places the organism in Eukaryota, Metazoa, Chordata, Actinopteri, Salmoniformes, Salmonidae.